Messenger RNA from Volvox carteri f. nagariensis, 228 nucleotides. RefSeq lists its product as uncharacterized. NCBI's taxonomy places the organism in Eukaryota, Viridiplantae, Chlorophyta, Chlorophyceae, Chlamydomonadales, Volvocaceae. Gene Ontology annotation, molecular function: protein binding. The annotation marks the transcript as partial. The transcript has a single exon. The record is from RefSeq and is a predicted model, not a curated record.
CUCCACGCGGCGGCGUACGGCGACGUCGACGUGAUGCGGCUGUUGCUGGACGAGGGCGCGGACGUGAAUGCUGUGGACGCCCAGCGGGAAACCGCCCUUCACCUAGCCUGUGUGGGGAGGCAUGUGGAGGCGGCGCGACUGCUAACCAAGUACGGGGCGCUCUGGAGCGCCGUUAAUGACGAUAACCAGACUCCCGUACAGCUAGCACCGCCGGAGUUUAUGAGGUUG